UCACAGCUGCUUGCAUCAUUCCCCUAAAACUGAGGCUUGACAUCCCUCCGAGAAGAGCAGGCCACAACACGCAGCAAAAAAAAGAUCAAACCUCGUCAUAUCUGGGAAAUAGUGCUAUUAAUCAAUUUUUCUGGAAUUUAUAUCAUACCGGUUGAUAUAGAUGAUGAUGAUGGCUGUAGUUUGCGCCUUUGUGACACUCGGUGUCCUCGCGCCGGCUUUGGGAGGUGAGCACUCUCUGUUUUACACCUACACGGCUCUGUCUAAGCCUAUUGAUCUGCCUGGAAUCUACGAGUUCACUGCACUGGGCAUGCUGGAUGACCGAGAACUCGACUACUACAACAGCAAGACACAGGCUAAAAUUCCUAAACAGGACUGGAUGAAAGAGAAGAUGGGGCAGGAUUACUGGGAUAAAGGAACUCAGUCCCGCAAGAGCAAAGAGCAGUGGUUUAAGGUCAACGUGGACAUCCUGAUGGAUCGAAUGAGGCACAAUAAGUCUGACCUUCAUGUUCUUCAGUGGAGACAUGGCUGUGUGGUUGAAGGUGAAAAUGGAGACGGAACAUUUGUGAGAGGAAUUGAUGAGUACAGCUACGAUGGCUCGGAGUUCCUCUCCUUUGAUGAGGAGAACUCCAGGUGGAUUGCUCCAGUCCCGGCUGCUGAACCGACCAAAAAGAAAUGGGAUGAAGUGCCCAUCCUUAACACAUACACCAAGAGUUACCUGGAGAAAGAGUGUGUGGACUGGCUCAUCAAGUUCAUGGAAUAUGGACAAGAUGAAGAGAGACAGCAUUUCAGUCAAUCUCCCCCAGAUGUGCAUCUACUUACAAAGAAAUCAGUGACUAGCAGCAAACAGCUGAUCCUGACCUGCCUGGCCACAGGUUUCUACCCUCCAAAUGUGCAAAUGCAGCUGAGAAAGUCCAGAACUUCUCUGCCUGAACAUCUGGUAACUUCUUCAGGAGUCAGACCCAAUGGUGAUGGCACCUACCAGCUGAGGAAGAGUGUGGAGAUCCUGGAGAAUGAACUGCCACUGUAUGAUUGCUUUGUGAACCACAGCGCUCUGGAUGAGCCUUUAAUUAAAUCUACAGAUUGCAAAGACUGCAAGAUCAGUUUGGGCAAAAUCAUUGGAGUAUUGAUUUCACUUCUGUUGCUGCUGCUUGUGGUUGCUGGUGUCAUUUAUAUUCUUUAUUCCAAAGGGAUUAUUCCUCUCCGACACACAGCAACGAAUGUACCGAGAACCGAGAAUGGAAAUGUGGCAUAUAUUCCAGCUCCUGUAGCUGAUCCAGAAGCGAAUGGACACGCUAAUGGACACACGAAUGGACACGCUAAUGGACACACGAAUGGACACGCUAAUGGACACACGGAUGGACACGCUAAUGGACACACGGAUGGACACGCGAAUGGCCUCAACUAAGCAGCAUAAAGACGAGGAUCUCAGACAUGAAGAUAUCACUGUAUUCAUUUCAAUUCUAUCACUGCUGUUACACUGAUCAGCCAUAACAUUAUGACCACCUAAUAUUUUGUUGGUCCACAUUUUAAUUAUUUGUAUAUUAGAAAAAUGGAAAUGGAAUUAGAAAAAUUUUAUUUCAUGUAUAUAAGGUUUAUGGACCAAAAAUACCAAAAAGACGAACAUUCUGUGUUAUUAAGUUUAAAUAUUAAUUUUAAGUUAAUUAAAAGGGGUAACACAGGGUGAUAAUUUUACAUUUCAUUCUUUAAAAACAGUUAAAGCAGAGGAUAAAAGUUGCAUGGUCAAGUUAGAUGGUUUUUUUACGUAUGACCAGCGGCUACACCACCCUACACCAGCCAGUGGACAUUACACACGUGCUUUGUUUCAAAACUCACUCAGAUUCAGAUUUGACAACCAUUCACGUAAGCCCUCGGUUAUGUCAGUUAGAAUCUGGUAAAAAGGUUCCCUGUCCUUGCCUCUGCCUUUCUUCAUAGACAUUCAAAGAAAUGAGAUUUAAUUGUUUGUUUUCAUUUAUUUGUAUGGAAUUUUUAACAAUUUUAGCAUUUACAGAAAUAUAGCAUUUAGGCACAGGCUUUAUUUAGGAACAUGUAGGAAGUUGUUUUAGUUGCUUUUAAUUGGCAGCUUAUCAUUUAUACAAUGUCAGUGAAGCUAAUGUCAGUGAAGCUAAUGUCAGUGAAGCUAAUGUCAGUGAAGCUAAUGUCAAUAAAGCUAAUGUCUCAGUUAGCAUUUGCAUUUUAAUGAAAGCUAAUUCAUUAGCUUCUGACGAUCUGACCGGACAGCAGUAUAAGUAAUAAUUAGUGUUUGUUGGUUUGUAGACUGUUUUGUUAUUUUGUUUAAAUGAGCUCAGAAUUUCUGCACUAUUUUAGAAGUUUAUCAGAACAUUGGCAGUUUCAGUGUUUGUGUCAUUGUGAUGAUCAAGAGUUGUGAUGCUUUCACCUUCAGUGAGUUUACACUUUAUUAUGUUUUUGUCACACCUUUAAAAGUAAACAAAAAAUUUAAUGAUUAAGUUUAUUUUCUGUUAAUGUUCAUGUGAGAUUAUCUGUGAAGAGCUGAUCACAUCCAGGGUGUUGAUGAGGGUAAAUCCAGUGAGUUCUGAAUGAGUAGAUAUUGAGACAUGGACAGCUAAAUGAAGUGAUCUCAAGAAUAUAAGAAACUCAAAUCUUUUUUUUUUUUUCCAUUUCAUUGUCUGUACACUUAUCCGAUCUAUCCUUGGGUCAUGGGGACCGUAAGAAACUACAGACUGCCUCAACUCAGAUUCCACUCCACAGUACACAUCUGAAAGAGCUCAUUCCCAAAAACCUUACAUAUCAUAUAGAAAUAUGUUUAAUUCAAAUCAGUUUAUCUAUUUGGUAUAUUUGCAUUGGCUUAAAGCAGCCUUACCAAUCAUUUAGAACACUUAAUCCAAUCAAUUAUUAGUAUGGGAGCGGCAGCAAGACAUCAAGAACCAUCACUGAACAAAGGGUAUAUGUGACCGUGAUUACCGUUUAAGGACAUCCGGCUAGACGACAGUAUCAUCCAGCCAUUUGGGGGAUACUCAGUUCUUAUACUAAUUUACAUUUAAAGUGAAACUCAUUUAAAUUACACACAGGAAACACUGUUUAAAAGGUUUGAGCAGGAUUUGUCCUGUGUUCUUUUUGACUCAGAUCACCCCAAAGUACUUUAUGUAUUUUGUCACUGCGAUGCUGCAAUAAACUUCUACAUUAAGAUCU
Molecule: messenger RNA, 3168 nt
Organism: Hemibagrus wyckioides
Lineage: Eukaryota; Metazoa; Chordata; Actinopteri; Siluriformes; Bagridae
Product: major histocompatibility complex class I-related gene protein-like
Exons: 8
Coding region: 161-1405 (414 amino acids)
Biological process (GO): immune response
Cellular component (GO): external side of plasma membrane
Source: RefSeq, a predicted model, not a curated record